CGCGACGACGGCUCCGCGAGCGCCGGUCGAUCGAACCUCACGCGUCAUCGAACCCUUCCGAGCGUCCUAUCGCUCUCGCGUCGCGAAGCCGCGUCGACGGACUGGAGGGCGGGAGACGCGCGGACGCGUGGUGGAUUUGUUUGGAUACGCGCGAGCUGACGUCGGCAUAUCCAGGUUUGAACGAACGCCUCUUCGUCUCCGCGCCGCGCGUCGCUCGCGACGACGACGCGACGGGACGUCCUCAGAGUUCUCCGCGCGGCGGACGACGGAAGGAUGACCACCUCGAUGAACGCCGCGGUGGGAUUCCCGUCCAUUUCGCUUCACAACCUCCCGCCGCGGAAGCGUCUCGCCGCGCAGCUCAGGUUCGACAAAGCGACGGUCGCGUCCGCAUCCGGCGUGACCACGAGGCGGUCGCGUCGGAGACGCGACGCGGAGACGCGCGCCGCGGAGGCGCGCGCCUCGCUGGCGAAGAACAUCACGGGGAUCCGCCGCGCGCGCGGACGAGAGAACGACGACGACGGAUUCCUGAACGAGGGCCUCGCGCAGCGCGCCAAGCGCGCGCUCGCGUCGUUGGGACUGGGAGGGGAGAUGCGAAGGCGCGCGGCCAUGGCGGAGACGAACGCGAACGGCGAAGCGCUCACGCCCGAGGCCGCGUCCGCGCUCGCGGCGGCCAAGGCGAAGGGCGACCGCGCGUUCGCCGCGAGGCACGCCGCGGUCGCGGCCGCGGAGAUCGCCCGGGAGAAAGCGCAGGCGGCGAGGGAGCUCAUGCUCGUCCUCGCGCGCACGAAGGAGCAAGCGGAGGAGCUCCUGUCGUCUCGUACCUUUAUCACGUGA
Molecule: messenger RNA, 834 nt
Organism: Micromonas pusilla CCMP1545
Lineage: Eukaryota; Viridiplantae; Chlorophyta; Mamiellophyceae; Mamiellales; Mamiellaceae
Exons: 1
Coding region: 274-834 (186 amino acids)
Source: RefSeq, a predicted model, not a curated record